Molecule: messenger RNA, 1518 nt
Organism: Haemonchus placei
Lineage: Eukaryota; Metazoa; Nematoda; Chromadorea; Rhabditida; Trichostrongylidae
Source: the annotation of a GenBank genome assembly
AUGAAGAGCCUUCUAGCUCUGAUAUUGCUCACAGAAUUCCUUCGAACACGAGCUUCUUUUCGCGAAGGAGAACUUUAUGCUAAACUACUCGAGGAGUAUGAACCGCUUGAAAGGCCUGUGGCAAACAGCUCCUUACCGGUGGAUGUGAAAAUGGGCCUCGUUUUGCAACAGAUCAUAUCCGUCGACGAGAAGAAUCAACUUGUUGAUGUGAAUGCAUGGCUGAAACUGUCAUGGCACGAUUACUCCUUAGAAUGGAAUCCAAAGGACUACGAUGGAGUAUCUGAUUUGAGGUUUAAAAAGUCGCAACUGUGGACACCUGAUGUCCUUCUGUACAACAGCGCCGAUCCGCAAUUCGACAGCUCAUUUCAGUCAAAUGUACUAGUAUAUCCCGAUGGAAUGGUGAAUUGGAUACCACCCGGUAUAUUUCGAAUUUCAUGUCGAAUCGCUGUUGCAUGGUUUCCAUUUGAUGAACAGGAAUGCUUCCUCAAGUUCGGUUCAUGGACUUUUGACGGCUCGAAGAUCAAUCUGGAAGUGGAUGAGAACGGUUUUGACAUUUCCAGUUACAUCCCGAAUGGUGAAUGGGAACUUAUAGCCACAUCAGCUACUCAAAACAUACAGCACUAUCAGUGCUGCCCAGAGCCCUAUUACGAUAUUGUUUUCACCUUUGUAAUUCGCAGGAGAGUACUAUACUAUGCAUUCAACCUCAUUCUACCUUGUAUAUUGAUCACACUGCUCACAUUGAUCGGCUUCACACUACCACCUGAUGCUGGAGAGAAAAUGUCUUUACAAAUCACGAUCAUGCUGUCCAUCUGUAUCUUUCAAAAUUAUGUCGCUGAAAUGUCUCCACCUACAUCGGAAGCUCUUCCUUUCCUAGGAGCGUUCUUUGCGCUAUGUAUGUGUACAUGUGCUUGCUGUGUGGUUGCCACGACGCUAGCUUUGAACUUUCAUCACCGGAACUCGUACUCGCACGAGAUGGGAGAAAUGUUUCGCUGCGUGAUGCUGAACUGGCUGCCAUGGUUGCUCAUGAUGCACCGGCCGGGAUAUAGAGCCAAAGCUGGGAAAAUGGGAAGCGAGGAUAGCGAUGACGAUGAACUUGUCAAGCAUAAUGUUUGCAUCGAGUCGAUCCUAUCCAAAAUAUCUACACCCGUCCCACCAAAAUUGACCAUGGUUGACGAAUUCGAUCAGCGACAGCCGGCUGAGCAGCGCCGUCAUCUUUGGCGAAAGGGUUCUCGACUGCUUCCAGAACGCUCCGUUGUUCCACUGAAUGAGGUCACAGAGGAACAAAUCGCUCAACUACUUGUACUUAACGAAAUUCAUGAACACUUGUCUGUGAUUUUGGCGGAAAUUCAAGAAAAAGAAAGUAACAAAAGCGUUGAGGACGACUGGAAAUUCGCCGCAAUGGUGAUCGAUAGGCUUUGUCUCUACGUUUUCUCUGUAUUUAUUCUGUUUUCAACGUGUGCCCUGUUUUCAUCUGUUCCAAAUUUCAAAGUUUUUUCUAACAGUACUCAUACAAAUUAA